GAUAAGGUAGUCAAUGAGCUGUACAAGUCGCCGACAAAGCCAGUCUCAGAUUAACUCAAUGAAAAGGACUGACACUGUUAUACUUUAUUUCUACAUUUUCUUUUUCUUUUUUCUUCUUAGGGUGCUGGUCAUUAAAUCGAGACUUGAGACCCAAGAAAUACACAUCUCUCAUGAAUCAUGACGUUUCAAUUUCAUUGAUUAGGUGGGUCUGCUGCUUCGCUUCACUAACAUUGUAAGGCAAAACCCAACAAAAGAGUUGUGUUUUCUAAACAAUUGCCACAGUUGGAUUUGCUAGUGUUUAUCACCCUAAAUUUAAUCUUGAUAUUUUUUAUUAUGAAAAAAAUAAAUUUAUCUUAAAAGAAAAAAAAAGAAUGUUUUGCUUGUGCGAAUAAGAAAAAUAGGAUAGCACAGUAUUUAUGUGCAACAAUAAGUAAACUUAUCAUCAGUCAGCCACUUGUGCAUCUUGCGUUUCCAAGGCUCAUAGAAAGAGCAUUGACCAAGAGAGAUUUUGUAUAAUAUAUAAUUUUUAAACGUCAAGAGUUUAUUUUGCAGUUUGCAAGAAAGAAGAGAAGGAUUGCUCAUCAUUUUAAGAGGUAUACCUAAACAAGCAAGAGAAGGUGAAAAAGAAGAAGAUGGGUAGAGCUCCUUGUUGUGAUAAAGAUGGUGUAAAGAAAGGGGCUUGGAGUGCUGAAGAAGACAGAAUCUUGAUUCAAUACAUCCAAAAUCAUGGUCAUGGUAAUUGGCGUUCCCUCCCCAAGAAUGCAGGAGCAAUAGCAGAACGAAAGUUGAGCCUUUUAGCCGUUCUUGAUGUUUCAACAUAUCAAAUGAGCAUGUUGUUGUGCGUUACUUUCUUCUUCUAUUUCAGCCUUCUUCGAUGUGGAAAGAGCUGUAGGCUUCGGUGGACAAACUAUCUUCGCCCUGACAUUAAACGAGGUCCCUUUGCUCCUGAAGAAGAAGCUACUAUUAUUCAACUUCACGGCAUGCUUGGUAACAAGUGGGCAGCCAUAGCAUCCAAAUUACCGGGAAGAACGGACAAUGAGAUUAAGAACUUUUGGAACACACAUCUGAAGAAGCGUUUAAAUUUGAAGCUUCGACAGUCUUGCUCACCUUCUCAACCCAUCAAUGUAAAAUGUGAGUCUUCAACGACUCGGCACAUGGUUCAAUGGGAGAGUGCCAGGGUUGAGGCCGAGGCCCGUCUAUCUAUGGAGUCAUUGUUAGUCAACUCAUCAUCAUCAGUUAAAAUCGAAAAUGACUACUUUCUUCAGUUAUGGAAAUCUGAAGUUGGAGAAUCAUUUCGCAAUCUAAAGCAAAAAGAUGGAGAAGCAUCUGAAAGUCCUAUCUCGCAGAAUUCUUCAUUGACAAAAAACGGGUCUGGUUCGGUUGACAAUGAGAAAAAGGUUCAAAUGACGUCCACUAAAACAAGUACCUCAAAUGACACCUCUCACGAACAAGAAGACUACAAACCAAAUAUAGCUAUCAUGACUUAUUCAGAUUCCAUCAACUCUAAUGAAUUUACUGAUUCUUCCGAUACAGCAUUGAAGCUGCUGUUGGAUGUUCCAGGUGGCAACGAUAUGGAAUUCUUAGAAGGGCAGACUGAAAGUUUUUCCAGCUUCCUCAAUCUUAAAUGCGACUGAAACUGUUUUCCUCAAGCCUUGUGAUGUAGUAAUGUUAGAGGAGCAAUAUUUAGAGCAGCUGCUGAUUUUGGCUGCCUUUAACCUAGUUUUUUGUUUUCUUUUUUCCGUGCUCUGCUUGCUUUAUGAGAAGAUAGAGGCAACCAGGACAAAAUCGGGAUGCUGCAAUCCAGUAACAGGUUACUACCAGGUUCCAAGCUUUCUUUUCUUUGCCGCCUUCUCUGGAGAGUCGAGUAGGAAACAAAUGUAGGGUAAAAGAUGGGGUUGUUAGGUCGCAGUUGAUCAAAGAUCAUGCAAGAUGUUUUUGUCCAUUUUGUUACAGUGCAACUGAUCCUAAGGUACUCAGUGCUGCUCAUGUACAUAUGAUACCUAAUGGCUAUACAGUUCCAUUUCUAGAUUAGUGGUUUUCCUUUGAGAAAUAUAUUUGAAUCUUUAAGAGGAUAUUGCGGUAUCUCGUUGAUGGAUUUCUAUACAGAAUGUGUUGUAUUAUAUGU
Messenger RNA from Ricinus communis (castor bean), 2125 nucleotides. RefSeq names its product transcription factor MYB17. Bases 633 to 1634 code for a protein of 333 amino acids. The record is from RefSeq and is a predicted model, not a curated record. The transcript has 5 exons. Lineage: Eukaryota; Viridiplantae; Streptophyta; Magnoliopsida; Malpighiales; Euphorbiaceae.